UCUGUCUGUCUGUCUGUCUGUCUGUCUGUCUGUCUGUCUGUCUGUCUGUCUGUCUGUCUGUCUGUCUGUCUGUCUGUCUGUCUGUCUGUCUGUCUGUCUGUCUGUCUGUCUGUGUGUGUGUGUGUGUGUGUGUGUGUGUGUGUGUGUGUGUGUGUGUGUGUGUGUGGUAGCUGUAGAAUGAUGAGCACAGCAGUAUUGCAGGAAAUGCCCCUGGACACACAGUCUGCUGCCUCUGUGUGGACACUCUGGACUGAACUGCUUUACACCAUGUUUACUACAGACAGAGAGAAGGAGGAGGGGGGGGCUGAAUUAAAUAAUGAAACCAUGAUAAGGAACAGAAAGAGGUAGGACUUGGACAUGGAUGGGCAGAGAAAGAGAGGGUGGAGGAAAGAUGUGAGGAGAGGGAGAGAGAGAGGGAUGAGAGAGAGAGAGAAAGAUGUGAGGAGAGCGAGAGAGAGAAGGAUGAGAGAGAGAGAGAAAGUGGGGGAAAGAUGUGAGGAGAGCGAGAGAGAGAGAGUGGGGGAAAGAUGUGAGAUGAGGGAGAGAGAGAGGGGUGAGAGAGAGAAGGAGAGAGAGAAUGGAGGAAAGAUGUGAGGAGAGGGAGAGAAUGAGGAGGACAGAGAGAUGGAAAAUAUCAGCGAUUUCCAACAUCACUCCACAUUCCCCCCUUCCCCCAACUCUGUUCUACCCUCAGGAAUCUCUCCACCCCUCCCUCUUUUCCCUCCUCCUUCUCCUCUACGUCCUCCUCCCCUUCUUCCUCGGAGUGUGUGGGGUACUCUGGCACAAUCAUGCCCUCGUUCUCUCUCUCUCUUUCUCUGCUUCUGCCCAUCUCUAUCUGUUGGGUCAUGUGGCAGGCAAGAGAGGUGCAGUGUGGGAAGAGUGUGUGAGAGUGUAGGAUUACCAUUCAGAGGGACAAUGAGGGACUUACUAGAGCUGUUCUGCAUUGUAAGUACUAGGUUGUGUGUGUGUACGUGUGUUAAUGUAUGUGUUCUGUAUGUGUGUGUGUGGUAGUGUGUGUGUGUGUGUGUGUGUGUGUGUGUGUGUGUGUGUGUGUGUGUGUGUGUGUGUGUGUGUGUGUGUGUGUGUGUGUGUGUGUGUGUGUGUGUGUGUGUGUGUGUGUGUGUGUGUGUGUGUGUGUGUGUAGUCAUUGUGUGUGUUAGUUGAAUGUGUACUUCAGUGAGUGUGUUGAUGAGUUAACAGAAUGGAUGAGGUGCCGAUGGGACUUAUUAAGCAGAGAUAAAUGCUUACUGUGUACAGGGUGUCACGGUAUUGUCAUAUUCACGUGUGUAUGUAUAUUCCCACGUACAGUAGUGUUGUCACAAUACCAGAAGUUUGACUUUGAUACCAAUACCAGGUUCAUCAAAAUACUCAAUACCAAAUCAAUAUUCAGUACCAAAACGAUAGUCGAUACCAAAUCAAUAUUCAAUAACAAAACGAUAGUCGAUACCAAAACAAUAUUCAGUACCAAAACGAUAGUCGAUACCAAAUCAAUAUUCAAUAACAAAACGAUAGUCGAUACCAAAUCAAUAUUCAAUAACAAAACGAUAGUCGAUACCAAAACAAUAUUCAAUAACAAAACGAUAGUCGAUACCAAAACAAUAUUCAAUAACAAAACGAUAGUCGAUACCAAAACAAUAUUCAAUAACAAAACGAUAGUCGAUACCAAAACAAUAUUCAAUAACAAAGUGAUAGUCGAUACCAAAUCAAUAUUCAAUACCAAAACGAUAGUCGAUACCAAAACAAUAUUCAAUACCAAAACGAUAGUCGAUACCAAAACAAUAUUCAAUAACAAAGUGAUAGUCGAUACCAAAUCAAUAUUCAAUACCAAAACGAUAGUCGAUACCAAAACAAUAUUCAGUACCAAAACGAUAGUCGAUACCAAAACAAUAUUCAAUAACAAAGUGAUACUCGAUACCAAAAUGAUACUCGAUACUGAAACGAUACCACAGAAGAAGAAAAAAGAAAACUAUUAGCGAAGGCCAUAGAAAACCACUGGGCUGUACUUUCUUAAACAUUAAACAAUAUGUUAAUAACUGGUAGAACAACUCAAAUAACAAAUAGAAUAUAUUAUAUUCUAUAUUCAAUCGUUUAAAAAAAAUACAACACCAUAUUAAAUAACAUAUUCAAUUCCUUAUGUUUUAAAAUUGGAUUUUAUACAUAUCAGGGUUAAUUAAUUUGCCAUAAUAUUGGGUCAAAUAUCAUUCAUUAGAGCUAUGAUUCACUACAGCUAAAUAAUUUAAUGUAUUGAAUUAGUAGUUUAAUUCCAAAACGACAUAAAAAACACGGAAGCUCAUUUCUGAAGCAUGCACACCAUACUGUAGAAAUACAAUGGAUUUUACACAGCAUACUACGAUUCCCAGAGUGCAUUUCAACUCCCAGUGUGCAAUGCUCCGCCCAGGGCUGCUGCUGGCUAGUGGCUAGUGGCUACUACUAGCAAGCCCAGACAAACACAAAGUAGUCUAAAUGUAUUGCUGCCAUGGCUAAAUUGUGAGUGCAUUUCAUAUUUCUUUUGGGUUGUAAUCAUAUUAUAAUGCUCACAUGAAUGUCAUGGUGAAUAUAUGUUCAUGUCAUUGCCACUCAAAAAUAAUUCGAAUUUAGUUGCUAGUAGAAUAACGUUACAAUUCAAAAUGUCAUUUGUAAAAAUCAUUUUUUAUGUGCUAGCUUACUACUGCCACUUGAGAAGACAACUGCUCCCUUGAGAAGACAAGUACCCUUGCUAGUUUACAACUGCCCCUUGAGAAGACAAGUACCCUUGCUAGCUUUCUACUGCCCCUUGAGAAGACAAGUACCCUGGCUAGCUUGAGACGAGUACCAUUGCUAGUAUCUACUGCCCCUUGAGAAGACAACUGCCCCCUUGAGAAGACAAGUACCCUUGCUAGUUUACAACUGCCCCUUGAGAAGACAAGUACCCUUGCUAGCUUUCUACUGCCCCUUGAGAAGACAAGUACCCUGGCUAGCUUACUGCUGUCCCUUGAGAAGACAAGUACCCUGGCUAGCUUACUACUGCCCCUUGAGAAGGCAAGUACCCUGGCUAGCUUGAGACGAGUACCAUUGCUAGCUUACUACUGCCCCUUGAGAAGACAAGUAGCCUGGCUAGCUUAAUACUGCCCCCUGAGAAGACAAGCACCCUGGCUAGCUUACUACUGCCCCCUGAGAAGACAAGCACACUGGCUAGCUUACUACUGCCCCCUGAGAAGACAAGUACCCUGGCUAGCUUACUACUGCCCCCUGAGAAGACAAGUAGCCUGGCUAGCUUACUACUGCCCCUUGAGAAGACAAGUAGCCUGGCUAGUUUACUACUGCCCCUUGAGAAGACAAGUACCCUGGCUAGCUUACUACUGCCCCCUGAGAGGACAAGUACCCUUGCUAGAUUGCUACUGCCCCCUGAGAAGACAAGUACCCUUGCUAGCUUACUACUGCCCCCUGAGAAGACAAGUACCCUGGCUAGCUUACUACUGCCCCCUAAGAAGACAAGUACCCUUGCUAGCUUGCUACUGCCCCUUGAGAAGACAAGUACCCUGGCUAGCUUACUACUGCCCCCUGAGAGGACAAGUACCCUUGCUAGAUUGCUACUGCCCCCUGAGAAGACAAGUACCCUUGCUAGCUUACUACUGCCCCCUAAGAAGACAAGUACCCUUGCUAGCUUGCUACUGCCCCCUGAGAAGACAAGUACCCUUGCUAGCUUACUACUGCCCCCUGAGAAGACAAGUACCCUGGCUAUCUUACUACUGCCCCCUGAGAAGACAAGUACCCUUGCUAGCUUACUACUGCCCCUUGAGAAGAUUUGGGCAAAUUAAUAGACAGACUCGAUGCGCUCAAUCCGUAUGCGACGAGACACACAUUUGACAGAAGUACCGAAACUAACAAAAAUUCUAGUUCUAGUAUUGAAGAAGUACAGAAGUUUUGGUAUACCUUGCAACACUAGCGUACAGUAUAACCUAAUUGUAUACUGUGUGUGUGUGUUGUCAAGAUGUCAUUACUAUCGCUGAUUAUAUACAUGAGAAUGUGUCCUUUGUGUGUGUGUGCAUGAGAUGGGUUGUCAGAGUCCCCAGGGUGAUGGCUCUUAUGUUCUGUUCCAUGUAGGGCUGUCAAGGUGACCGUAUUACCGCCACACCGGCAGUCACGAGUCAUGACCGCAGUCUAAUUUCCUGAUGAUUGUUGGUCACGGUAAUCCCAUCCAGAACUGAGCAAAUGAAUGGCGCUGAUGGGUAGCCUACAAAACUUGCUAACGGCCCUCGCUAAUGGCCUGGUACUCAGCACUCUAUUGUCCCUCUAAUCACUUAAUGAUUGAAUUUGAAUAAUCUGAAUGAUGAGGACAAAUAGUGAUGGGAGAUAGAGCUCCCGUUCCAAAGUGGACACAGUAAUUAACCCAAUAUGCAUGAAUACAUAUUUAAAACCUCUUCCGAAAGGACCUAAAGGACAAUCGGUCCAGUCCGAGUGAGGGAAGCAGCAAAAAAGCCAACUGUUUUGCUACUUUAUUAAACCGGAACCAUGGAGAAAAGGAGAGAGAGGCCCAGUGGGAGCGGCUGUAUACUUACUAUAAGGGAGUGGAGGCAGAGUGAACAGCUGUAUACUAUAAGGGAGUGGAGGCAGAGUGAACAGCUGGAGACUAUAAGGGAGUGGAGGCAGAGUGAACAGCUGGAGACUAUAAGGGAGUGGAGGCAGAGUGAACAGCUGGAGACUAUAAGGGAGUGGAGGCAGAGUGAACAGCUGGAGACUAUAAGGGAGUGGAGGCAGAGUGAACAGCUGGAGACUAUAAGGGAGUGGAGGCAGAGUGAACAGCUGGAGACUAUAAGGGAGUGGAGGCAGAGUGAACAGCUGGAGACUAUAAGGGAGUGGAGGCAGAGUGAACAGCUGGAGACUAUAAGGGAGUGGAGGCAGAGUGAACAGCUGGAGACUAUAAGGGAGUGGAUGCAGAGUGAACAGCUGGAGACUAUAAGGGAUUGGAGGCAGAGUGAACAGCUGUAUACUAUAAGGGAGUGGAGGCAGAGUGAACAGCUGGAGACUAUAAGGGAGUGGAGGCAGAGUGAACAGCUGGAGACUAUAAGGGAGUGGAGGCAGAGUGAACAGCUGGAGACUAUAAGGGAGUGGAGGCAGAGUGGACAGCUGUAUACUAUAAGGGAGUGGAGGCAGAGUGAACAGCUUGAGACUAUAAGGGAGUGGAGGCAGAGUGAACAGCUGGAGACUAUAAGGGAGUGGAGGCAGAGUGAACAGCUGGAGACUAUAAGGGAGUGGGGGCAGAGUGAACAGCUGGAGACUAUAAGGGAGUGGAGGCAGAGUGAACAGCUGUAUACUAUAAGGGAGUGGAGGCAGAGUGAACAGCUGGAGACUAUAAGGGAGUGGAGGCAGAGUGAACAGCUGUAUACUAUAAGGGAGUGGAAGCAGAGUGAACAGCUGUAUACUAUAAGGGAGUGGAGGCAGAGUGAACAGCUGUAUACUAUAAGGGAGUGGAGGCAGAGUGAACAGCUGUAUACUAUAAGGGAGUGGAGGCAGAGUGAACAGCUGGAGACUAUAAGGGAGUGGGGGCAGAGUGAACAGCUGGAGACUAUAAGGGAGUGGAGGCAGAGUGAACAGCUGGAGACUAUAAGGGAGUGGAGGCAGAGUGAACGGCUGGAGACUAUAAGGGUGUGGAGGCAGAGUGAACAGCUGGAGGCUAUAAGGGAGUGGAGGCAGAGUGAACAGCGGAGACUAUAAGGGAGUGGGGGCAGAGUGAACAGCUGGAGACUAUAAGGGAGUGAAGGCAGAGUGAACAGCUGGAGACUAUAAGGGAGUGGAGGCAGAGUGAACAGCUGGAGACUAUAAGGGAGUGGAGGCAGAGUGAACAGCUGGAGACUAUAAGGGAGUGGAGGCAGAGUGAACAGCUGGAGACUAUAAGGGAGUGGAGGCAGAGUGAACAGCUGGAGACUAUAAGGGAGUGGAGGCAGAGUGAACAGCUGGAGACUAUAAGGGAGUGGGGGCAGAGUGAACAGCUGGAGACUAUAAGGGAGUGGAGGCAGUGUGAACAGCUGGAGACUAUAAGGGAGUGGAGGCAGAGUGAACGGCUGGAGACUAUAAGGGUGUGGAGGCAGAGUGAACAGCUGGAGACUAUACGGGAGUGGAGGCAGAGUGAACAGCUGGAGACUAUAAGGGAGUGGAGGCAGAGUGAACAGCUGGAGACUAUAAGGGAGUGGAGGCAGAGUGAACAGCUGGAGACUAUAAGGGAGUGGAGGCAGAGUGAACAGCUGGAGAUUAUAAGGGAGAGGAGGCAGAGUGAACAGCUGGAGACUAUAAGGGAGUGGAGGCAGAGUGAACAGCUGUAUACUAUAAGGGAGUGGAGGCAGAGUGAACAGCUGGAGACUAUAAGGGAGUGGAGGCAGAGUGAACAGCUGGAGACUAUAAGGGAGUGGAGGCAGAGUGAACAGCUGGAGACUAUAAGGGAGAGGAGGCAGAGUGAACAGCUGGAGACUAUAAGGGAGUGGAGGCAGAGUGAACAGCUGUAUACUAUAAGGGAGUGGAGGCAGAGUGAACAGCUGGAGACUAUAAGGGAGUGGAGGCAGAGUGAACAGCUGUAUACUAUAAGGGAGUGGAGGCAGAGUGAACAGCUGGAGACUAUAAGGGAGUGGAGGCAGAGUGAACAGCUGGAGACUAUAAGGGAGUGGAGGCAGAGUGAACAGCUGGAGACUAUAAGGGAGUGGGGGCAGAGUGAACAGCUGGAGACUAUAAGGGAGUGGAGGCAGAGUGAACAGCUGGAGACUAUAAGGGAGUGGAGGC
Oncorhynchus keta (chum salmon) is the source of this 6750-nucleotide messenger RNA. Its product is annotated as golgin subfamily A member 6-like protein 22. Lineage: Eukaryota; Metazoa; Chordata; Actinopteri; Salmoniformes; Salmonidae. The transcript is spliced from 2 exons. The record is from RefSeq and is a predicted model, not a curated record. Bases 4492 to 5694 code for a protein of 400 amino acids.